AUGCGGGGGCACAAGAGGGUGGUGGAUCCUAGGGACGUGCAACUGGCGUGUCGCAUGCUGCUCUCCUCUGUGGACCUCCGGGAUGCAUUCAUUCAGCGCGUGCUCUGGCGCCUGCAGUACGCACACAUUCAGGGUCUAGCAAGUGGCAAGGUGGAGGUGCCGCACUGCUACUACCUCAUGGGGGUGGCUGAUCCCUCCAACACGCUCGCACCCAACGAGAUUGUUGUGCUCCUCCAUGACGGCCCAGUGUCAGGCCCAUGCCUGGUGUACCGCCAAGUGUCAGGCCCAUGUCUGGUGUACCGCCCGCCAUCUCUCCUCGUGAGCAACAUCCGCCGCCUCUCCGCCGUGCACUCGCCCGCCGUGCUCUCCCUGCUGCCGCGCUCCUCGCGCUUCUGUGUCAUCUUCUCCACGCGCGGCCAGCGCUCUGUGACUGACUGCAUGGGCGGGGGGGACCUGGACGGAGACAGGUUCCUCGUUAUCAUGCAUCCCCAGAUCGUCAGCGCCUUUCGCGAGCGUCCCCUGCCGCCUGCGUGCCCCUCCGUCUCGGAGCCCCUCCCCCCACUCCCAUGCGACCCUGCUGUGCGGGAGAGAGCGCUCAUCCGCUGCUGGCUGGACGGGGAGCUCUACAACCGAGAGCGCUCAUCCGCUGCUGGCUGGACGGGGAGCUCUACAACCGAGAGCGCUCAUCCGCUGCUGGCUGGACGGGGAGCUCUACAACCGGUGAGGAAGACUGGUGGGGAUGCUAUGAAUGGUGGGUGGGAUGUCUGCAGUCGAUGGGGGGAACCUCGUCGUGCAUUCUUUGUGAAUGCCCCUCCCCCCACUCCCAUGCGACCCUGCUGUGCGGGAGAGAGCGCUCAUCCGCUGCUGGCUGGACGGGGAGCUCUACAACCGGUGAGGAAGACUGGUGGGGAUGCUAUGAAUGGUGGGUGGGAUGUCUGCAGUCGAUGGGGGGAACCUCGUCGUGCAUUCUUUGUGAAUGCCCCUCCCCCCACUCCCAUACGACCCUGCUGUGCGGGAGAGAGCGCUCAUCCGCUGCUGGCUGGACGGGGAGCUCUACAACCGGUGAGGAAGACUGGUGGGGAUGCUAUGAAUGGUGGGUGGGAUGUCUGCAGUCGAUGGGGGGAACCUCGUCGUGCAUUCUUUGUGAAUGCCCCUCCCCCCACUCCCAUGCGACCCUGCUGUGCGGGAGAGAGCGCUCAUCCGCUGCUGGCUGGACGGGGAGCUCUACAACCGGUUCCACAUGGGCACGGCAGGCUACCUGCAUCUAGCGCACACCGGCCUGCUCUCCCUCACAUGAUAUUCUCUUCCCCCUUCCCUCACAUGAUAUUCUCUUCCCCCUUCCCUCACAUGAUAUUCUCUUCCCCCUUCCCUCACAUGAUAUUCUCUUCCCCCUUCCCUCACAUGAUAUUCUCUUCCCCCUUCCCUCACAUGAUAUUCUCUUCCCCCUUCCCUCACAUGAUAUUCUCUUCCCCCUUCCCUCACAUGAUAUUCUCUUCCCCCUUCCCUCACAUGAUAUUCUCUUCCCCCUUCCCUCACAUGAUAUUCUCUUCCCCCUUCCCUCACAUGAUAUUCUCUUCCCCCUUCCCUCACAUGAUAUUCUCUUCCCCCUUCCCUCACAUGAUAUUCUCUUCCCCCUUCCCUCACAUGAUAUUCUCUUCCCCCUUCCCUCACAUGAUAUUCUCUUCCCCCUUCCCUCACAUGAUAUUCUCUUCCCCCUUCCCUCACAUGAUAUUCUCUUCCCCCUUCCCUCACAUGAUAUUCUCUUCCCCCUUCCCUCACAUGAUAUUCUCUUCCCCCUUCCCUCACAUGAUAUUCUCUUCCCCCUUCCCUCACAUGAUAUUCUCUUCCCCCUUCCCUCACAUGGAUCACUCUCUCUUCCACAUGGGCACAGCAGGCAACCUGCAUGUAGCGCACAUGGACCGCUCGCCUCUGGGUCCGGACUCCCCCGAGUGCCUGCAGCUCGCAGCACUCUACGAGCUGGCCCUUGACUCCGCCAAAACCGGCCACGUGGUGGAGGGGCUGGGGCGGUACAAGGUGGAGAGCUACCCGCACUUCAUGCGCUCGUCCACGCGCACAUGCUACCACUCCACGUCGCUCAUGGGGCAGAUGUUUGACGCCGUGCAGGAGGAGCGGCGCAAACACGUGGUCGACUCAGGCGCCAUGACCCCAGAUGCAGGCAUAGCCCUGCUCGCCAGCAAGGACCCCAACGGUGCUGCCAGUCGGGCCAAGUGGGAGGGGCUGCUGGGGCAGUACGAGGUGCAGGUGGGCGAUGUGGUGCGGCAGAGAACCACGCUUCUGGGAGGGGCUCGGAGAGCCAGGCUCGCGGCGAUCGAAAACAAGUUUCGGCAGGAGCUUGAGCAAGGAUGGACAAGCUCCUUUGAGCAGCCGUUCCGGCCACAGCACAUGCUGUAUGAAGCCGCAUCGCUGUACAUGGUGGGGUAUGAGACAGCUCGGAGAGAGUUGGCAUUACAGGCAGAGAGAAGAGCUGAAGCGCUGGCAGGCUGUGGGGCUGGUGGAGAAGCGGGUGGGGAUGUUGAGAUGAGGUCAAGUGGGAUGACCGGGGAUGGUGAUGUAGCGGGUGAGGAUGAGUGGGGUGGUGCGGGAGGGGAUGAGGAAGAGGAGGGUGUUGGAGAUAAUGAGGGAGAUGAUGAUGAGGUGAUGGAGUAUGAUGAGGGGGAGGACAUGGAGGAUGAGGACCUGGCUGAUUGCACCAAUAGAGCCACUCUUGCAUGUCGGUUUGUAUGGCAUGUUGGCGAAGAAGCUCUGUGUGAGGCCAAGUCGCGGCUGUGUCUAAGGACUGGAAAUGGAGUUGGUGGUGGCUGGGGAGUGGAGAAUGGAGGGUUCGAAGGAGCUCUUAUGACCAUGGAGAAGCAAGCAUUUGCUGAUAUAAUGGGUCUCGCCAUUCUCCGUGCCGCUGCUCCCUCCUCUCUAGCUCCAUGCCAAGCGUCAAAGGAGGGGAAGUGGGGAGUUCAGCUGCCAUGGGAAAAGAAGAACGACGAGGAGGAGGAAGAAGAAGAGGUUCAAGGGAAGUCAAUUCUGGGAGUUAAACUUCCCUGGAAGCGCGAGGCUGUGGUAGAAGAGGAGGAAGAAGAGCCGCAGUCCAAGACGAUCCUCGGCCAACUGGGAACAAUGCGCUGGUCGCUUAACCCUAAGGAUGACAAGCAGCAGCAGGAGGAGGAGGUAGAGGAGAAGGGUAAAAACUCGUUCUUUGAUCAGAUCGGAACGAUGCGCUUGACGCUGCAGGGGGGGGCGGCGGAGGUUGAGGAGGAGGAGGUGGUGGAGGAAGAGGAGGAGGAAGACGAGAGUUCGUCGUUCUGGCGACAGUGGUACGUCAGCAUCACGGGGUUCCCGUUCCCGCUGCGUCCCUUCCUCAGCCGCAAGACGUAUCGCUAUGAGGUGGAUCGCAACAGCAUCUGGUGCUUCGAGCAGGAGCAAGGGCUGGGCUUCAGCAACGUCACCACUAACGUCAGAAUGACGGUUAUCAAGCUCAAGUCCGGGGGCCUCUUCGUCCACGCGCCCAUUGCCCCCACUGCGGAGUGCCUCAAGCUCCUCAAGGAUCUGAACCUCCCUGUGGAACACAUCGUGCUGCCCACCUUUGCGUACGAGCACAAGGUGUUCGCAGGCCCGUUUGCGCGCGCGUUCCCCAAGGCGCGCACGUGGGUGGCGCCUCGCCAGUGGAGCUGGCCCAUCAACCUCCCCCUGCCGUUCCUCGGGCUCUUUGGAGGGACGGUUUUGGCGGAGGACGGACCCAAGCCGGACGAGUGGCCCGAGGAGAUCGAUUAUAAGAUCUUUGCGUCCCCUGAAGUUGGCAUCGGCCCAUACGUGGAGAUUGCAUUCUUCCACCGCCCCUCGCGCACGCUGCUGCUCACAGACGCAGUGAUCGUGGUGCCCAGGGAGCCCCCGCAGGUGGUGCGCCCUGAUGCGCUGCUGGACGCUGCUCGUAACGGCCUUGCCGUGCGCGUGCUCUCCGCGGGACGAGAUGUGCCCGACGUGGAGGUGGAGGAUACGGAGGAGUUCAGAACUCUCGGGUGGCAGCGCAUGGUGCUGCAGAUUCUCUUCUUUGGCCCGGGCAACCUGCUGGAGCCCGAGGAGUCCUUUGAGCGCAUCUGUGGCAAGCUUGUAGUCUCUCCCGUCGUCAAGACUCUCGUCUUUGACAAAGUCCCUGCGCAGGCUCUAGCAUGGAUCAACAGCAUCACAUCUGAUUGGGCCUUCACCCGCAUCAUCCCAUGCCAUUUCUCCUCGCCAAUUGCCGCCACCCCGGCCGACCUACGAAAGACCUUUGCCUUCCUCCAAGACCUCCUCCCUCCCGGCUCCUCGCCAUUCCCUGUCAUCCCGUCACUACCGGCGAUGGCAUUCCCAAGCUUCGGGAGCUUGUUUGGAAGGGGGAAGGAGGCUGAGAAGAGAGUGGAGGUGGUUACGGAGUAUGCGGAGGAUGAUUUAGCGACGCUCUCCUCGCUUGAUUCCACUCUGGUGUCACUCGGAGUGGUGAAGAGGACUGGUGAUCCUUAG
Molecule: messenger RNA, 4509 nt
Organism: Closterium sp. NIES-65
Lineage: Eukaryota; Viridiplantae; Streptophyta; Zygnematophyceae; Desmidiales; Closteriaceae
Source: the annotation of a GenBank genome assembly